This is a messenger RNA of Oxyura jamaicensis (ruddy duck), 1557 nucleotides long. RefSeq names its product zinc finger CCCH-type containing 3 (gene ZC3H3). Gene Ontology annotation, cellular component: nucleus. Gene Ontology annotation, molecular function: metal ion binding. The record is from RefSeq and is a predicted model, not a curated record. The transcript has 13 exons. NCBI's taxonomy places the organism in Eukaryota, Metazoa, Chordata, Aves, Anseriformes, Anatidae. The annotation marks the transcript as partial.
AGCCUGCGGGCCAGGAGCCAGAUUUUCGGCAGGGAAGGUGCCAGCUUGCUCUUCGCAAGGAGCCCCCCGGCCAACAAGGUGAUAAAGACGCGCUACAGGAUAGUGAAGAAGAACGUGGCCUUCCCCUCCUCGUCCUUCAGCAGCCCUGUCCCCAGCUGGAAGACCAGGCGCCUCGGGACAUCCAGGUCCCCGCUGUUACACCAAGCGCGCCCCUCGCCGCAGGGCAGCAAGUCCCAGCCGGUGCCACAGGGCUGGAGGAGCAAAGGCUAUCGCUGCAUCGGAGGGGUGAUGUACCGCGUGUCGGCCAACAAGCUCUCCAAGACGUCCAGCACCCCCGGCCGGGGCAGGGACCUGAGCACCAAGAGCCCCGGCAGAGCAGCGAGGCUGAGCGGCACGCCCGGCAGUACCGGCUUCUCCCCAUCUGGUAUCCUGAACCGAUCCGCUACGAGCCGCUACAUUGCCAGCCGUGCCGUUCAGCGGAGUUUGGCCAUCAUUCGUCAAGCCAAGCAGAAGAAAGAGAAGAAGAAGGAGUACUGCAUGUACUACAACCGCUUCGGCAAGUGUAAUCGUGGGGAGAACUGCCCCUACAUCCAUGAUCCAGAGAAGGUGGCCGUCUGCACCAGGUUUCUCCGUGGCACGUGCAAGAAGACAGACGGGAAGUGCCCAUUUUCCCACAAAGUUUCCAAAGACAAGAUGCCGGUGUGCUCCUACUUCCUGAAGGGGAUCUGCAGCAACAGCAACUGCCCCUACAGCCACGUCUACGUCUCCCGGAAGGCUGAAGUGUGCCAGGAUUUCCUCAAAGGCUAUUGCCCCAUGGGGGAGAAGUGCAAGAAGAAGCACACCCUGGUUUGCCCGGACUUCGCCAAGAAAGGUGUCUGCCCCCGGGGCGCCCGCUGCAAGCUGCUGCACCCGCAGAAGAAGCGUCAGCCCCGAGGGGACAGCGCUGCCAGCGACGGGGACCCCCCCUCCAAGUGCAGGCGGCUGUGCGAGGAGACGGGCAGGAACGACCCGGCUCAGCCGUGCGACGACGGGGAAUUGCCCGGCCCCUCCGGCGCGGAGCAGGACGCGAAGUUUUGGAGAGAGGCGGACGCCUCGCAAAGCAGCCGGCUGCAGAAGCUGCCCUCCUUCAUCUCCCUCCUGUCUUUGUCCUCCCCCGGGGACGAGGGCUGCAAAGUGGAGAGGGACGAGGACGAGCCGGGUGACGAGCCAGGUGGCACCAAGUGGAAAAAGACCUCGUCGCGGGCGGCCUUGCGGGACUCCGAAAAUGCCUCUCAGGAGGAGGGUGGCAGAGGCAAACGGCUGCAGAUCAAGCCCCGGCUGUGAGCGUUGUCCCCGCCGCAGCCGACCAGCUCAGGAAACGCCAAGCCAGGCUUCAUCGCCUGGCACCUACCUCAGGACCCCGUGCCGGGACGUGGCACCCCGCUUCUUGCGUUGAGUUUUGGGAUUUGGUUUCACCGGAGAGCCUGGCGGCGGCGGCGCGGAGGAGCGGCGCCCAGUCCCGCGGCCGCGUUCGCUCAGGGAGGUGGUUUUGCUGAAGUUGUGGGUUUUUUUUUCGUU